CGCGGCGCGGGCGAGCCCACGGCGCGGCGCCCCCCGCGCGCGCGGCCCCCGCGCGGCGGAGCAUGAGCGCCCGGGGCCGCCGAGCGCGCGGAGCCGGAGCCGCGGCCCCGACGCUCGGGGGCUGAGUCCGCGCCGCGACCAUGUCGGUGGCCUUCGCGUCCGCGCGGCCCCGCGGCAAGGGCGAGGUCACGCAGCAGACCAUCCAGAAGAUGCUGGACGAGAACCACCACCUGAUCCAGUGCAUCCUGGAGUACCAGAGCAAGGGCAAGACGGCCGAGUGCACCCAGUACCAGCAGGCCCUGCACCGGAACCUGGUCUACCUGGCCACCAUCGCGGACUCCAACCAGAACAUGCAGUCCCUGCUGCCCGCCCCGCCAACCCAGAGCAUGAACCUGGGUCCCGGGGCACUGCCCCAGGGCGCCUCCGGCCAGGGCCUGCAUGCCCAGGGCAGCCUCAGCGACGCCAUUGGCUCCGGCCUGCCUGCGGCCUCGCUCAUGCAGGGCCAGAUCGGCAACGGCCCCAACCACGUGCCCAUGCAGCAGACGGCGCCCAGCACGCUGCCCACCACCUCCAUGAGCAUGUCGGGCAGCGGCCACGGCUCGGGACCCGGCUACAGCCACGCGGGCCCCUCGCAGAGCGUGUCCCUGCAGGGCCAGGGCGCCAUGGGCAGCUACGUGUCCCGGGCCAACAUCAACAUGCAGUCCAACCCAGUGUCCAUGAUGCACCAGCAGGCAGCCUCGUCCCACUACAGCUCGGCGCAGGGCGGAGGCCAGCACUACCAGAACCAGCCGGCCCUGGCCAUGAUGGGCCCCGGCGGGCAGGGCAGCAGCCUGAUGAGCCAGCGGCCCCUGGCGCCGUACCGGCCCUCGCAGCAAGGCUCUUCCCAGCAGUACUUGGGCCAGGAGGAGUACUACAGCGGCGAGCAGUACGGCCACGGUCAGGCCGCCUCGGAGCCCAUGAGCCAGCAGUACUACCCCGACGGGCACAGUGAGUACGCCUACCAGCAGCCGCCCUACACGGAGCAGAGCUACGACCGCUCCUUCGAGGAGUCCACCCAGCACUACUACGAGGGCGGGAGCUCCCAGUACAGCCAGCAGCAGGCGGGCUACCAGCAGGGCGCGGCCCCGCAGCAGGCGGGCUACCAGCAGCAGUACCCCGGCCAGCAGGGCUACCCCGGGCAGCAGCAGGGCUACGGACCGGCGCAGGGCGCCCCCUCGCAGUACCCCAGCUACCAGCAAGGACAAGGGCAGCAGUACGGGAGCUACCGAGCGGCCCAGAGCGGCCCGUCCGCCCAGCAGCAGCGGCCUUACGGCUACGAGCAGGCAGGUUUCUCUGGCUUCUGA
This is a messenger RNA of Sorex fumeus (smoky shrew), 1343 nucleotides long. RefSeq names its product SS18L1 subunit of BAF chromatin remodeling complex (gene SS18L1). Lineage: Eukaryota; Metazoa; Chordata; Mammalia; Eulipotyphla; Soricidae. Gene Ontology annotation, biological process: positive regulation of transcription by RNA polymerase II; positive regulation of dendrite morphogenesis. Gene Ontology annotation, cellular component: nucleus. Bases 141 to 1343 code for a protein of 400 amino acids. Gene Ontology annotation, molecular function: transcription coactivator activity. The record is from RefSeq and is a predicted model, not a curated record. The transcript is spliced from 10 exons.